Messenger RNA from Cucurbita moschata (crookneck pumpkin), 1313 nucleotides. Its product is annotated as dirigent protein 10-like. The transcript has a single exon. NCBI's taxonomy places the organism in Eukaryota, Viridiplantae, Streptophyta, Magnoliopsida, Cucurbitales, Cucurbitaceae. Bases 159 to 1211 code for a protein of 350 amino acids. The record is from RefSeq and is a predicted model, not a curated record.
UUGAAUUCCAAACCAAAUCACCAUUGAUCAUAGAGUUAUUCACCAACUCCAUUUCAGCAACUCCCAUUUCCUUGAGCCCAAUAUAUAUUACCCUAAACCCCAUCAACAUUACCAUAAAACACACCAACAUCUAUUACCUCUUCCUUAGGCCUCCUCUCAUGGACUCUCACAACCUUCUCCCUUUCUUAACCAAACCUUUACCCUGCCUUCUGCUGCUCUGCUUCAUGUGUUUCUCUGCUAACUCGGCCAGACUCCUCGACGAGCAGCCACAAGUCUCGGGCAGUACUCCGGCUGCAUCGAAUGUCGUCGCGACGCCGGUUGGCAAUUCGGGGGGUGGAACUACUGCACCUUCAACAACUCUACCUAGUCCGGGCGCAACGUCGGCUGGUAACCUGGGGCAAGGAGCUAUUACACCUUCAACAACUCUACCUAGUUCGGGCGGGACGUCGGUUGGAAACGUGGGGCAAGGAGCUACUACACCUUCAGCAACUCUACCUAGUUCAGGGGGGAUUCAAGAUGAUCACCAUACCUUUACCUUCUUCAUGCAUGACAUCCUUGGUGGUUCGAAUCCCUCGGCUCGGGCGGUUACCGGGGCGGUUAACAAUCCCGCCCUCAACGGCCAGCUUCCGUUUGCUAAACCCAAUGGAGCCGUUUUAUCAGUUGGUAAUGGUGUUCCUCAAAGCAAUGGAAACACUGGUCUAAUUAACAAUAACAACCUCCCCUUUCUGAUUGGACUCGGCGGAGCUACAUCGCCGUUGUUGCAGAACAAUAACGGUGGUGGGAACAACUUCAAUGGUGCAUCGAGCUUUCCAUCUGUUAACGCAGGGCAGCUCCCAUCCGGUGUAUCGGUACAACAGCUCAUGUUCGGCACAAUGACGGUGAUCGACGACGAGCUCACAGAAGGACACGAGCUCGGUUCUGGCUUGAUUGGAAAAGCUCAAGGAUUCUAUGUCGUGAGCUCGGAAGAUGGAAACAGUCAAACAAUGGCAUUCACAACUAUGUUUGCAAGUGGCCAUUACGUCGACAGCCUAAGCUUCUUCGGCGUCCACCGGACCGCGGUGUCGGAGUCUCACUUGGCCAUCAUGGGAGGCACUGGAAAAUAUGUAAAUGCAAAAGGGUAUGCCAACGUGAAGACUCUUCCAGGCACCAACCAGCAUGAAACUGAUGGGGUUGAAACUUUGCUGCAAUUCACUGUUUACAUCAGUUACUGAAAAUGCUGUUGUUUUAUCAUCUCAUCUAUCCUUCACUGCCAAUCUGUUUGAAUUCUCUGUCUGUUUUUGAAUUUCUGGUUUGCAAUGAAAUCUUAUAUACCC